AUGAACAAGGGUGUCGUGCGGUUCCAUGAUGUACACGAGGUCCCUUAUGGGGUUUUCAGUCCGCUAUCGCCGCAUCCAAUAGUUGUGAGACACAAGCAGUACCCGUCGCUGCAUCAUUACUUUCUCAGCGAACGUUUCUCUGACUCCCCUCUCGCGCCGGCUAUCCAGUCAGCGACAUCAGUGUGGGAACUGGAUCGCCUUGUGAGAGAGGCUGAGAAGAAUGCCUUUCAGCGUGAAGAUUGGAACAGAGUAAAAGUAGAUGUCAUGCUUCUUGGAAACUACAUGAAAUUCAAGCAGAAUGAUGCCGCACGAAAUCUGCUAUUAGAAACUGGUGACAGACUUAUUGUCGAUCAUACGGCGACAGAUGACUUCUGGGGGGAUCGAGGGGACGGGACGGGCAAGAAUAUUCUCGGCAUUAUUCUGAUGGCGGUGCGGGAACGUUUACAGCGUGAGACCACCAAGUCGCGGAAAAAAUGA
This is a messenger RNA of Trypanosoma theileri, 477 nucleotides long. Its product is annotated as putative GTP cyclohydrolase II. Bases 1 to 477 code for a protein of 158 amino acids. The transcript has a single exon. NCBI's taxonomy places the organism in Eukaryota, Euglenozoa, Kinetoplastea, Trypanosomatida, Trypanosomatidae. The record is from RefSeq and is a predicted model, not a curated record.